Closterium sp. Naga37s-1 is the source of this 3915-nucleotide messenger RNA. The record is from the annotation of a GenBank genome assembly. Lineage: Eukaryota; Viridiplantae; Streptophyta; Zygnematophyceae; Desmidiales; Closteriaceae.
AUGGACGGCGGAAUGCGCGGCAUCUCGGCGGGAGGAGCGAGCGACGAUAUGGCCGACGAGGUGGGUGACGCAGCGGGCGAGAGAACUGACGACACAGGCGACGAAUUCGGCGAAGCUACGCCGACAGCGCUGCUCCAGAGUCAGCAGAGUCCGAAGAUCAACGUGCUAUCACAUUCCCCAAUCAAGAACAGCCACUCUGUGAAUCCGGACGCGCCGCGUCCAACCCCAGCGAGAGCGACAGCAACAGGGGUAGCGGCGGGGGCGGCGGAAGUCAUAGUGCCGCCGUUCUUCCGCAGCCCGCCGCCAUCUGGAGCCGCGAAAAUUGCCUCCUCGGGGGCUGCGGGGACGGCGUUUUCUCCCCCGGAUUCCGCGUACAAGCGCCAAGGAGAAAGCCUAAUCGAAGAUGGGUCUCCCCGGGAGCGCAGCAGGAGGAAGCGCGAGCCGCUCGCCACCGCCGCGGCCGCUGGCGGCGGCGGAGGCGGCGGAGGGAGCGGAGGGAGCGGAGGUGCUGCUGCUACAGCUGCAGCUGCUGGUUCUGCCGCCGUUUCUGCUACCACUCUCCGGGGCCGCGGUAAAGCAAGGAGGGAUGGUUCAGCAGCAGCAGCAUCGCGGGAGUUUGAAGACUCGUGCAAUAAGAUGCUUGCCUCUGCUGAUGGUACCGCUGCCGCUGUCGCUACCACACCCCGGGGGCGCGGGAAAGCAAGGAGAGAUGGCUCAGCAGCUUCCCGGGAGUUUGAAGACUCAUGCAACAAGAUGCUUGCCUCUGCUGAUGGUACUGGCGCUGCUGUUGCUACCACUCCCCGGGGACGCGGGAAAGCACGGCGAGAUGGUUCUGCAGCAGCAGCAGUAUCAACGGCAGCAUCGCGGGAGAUUGAGGACUCGUGCAACAAAAUGCUGGCUGCCGAUGGUACUGCCGCUGCUGCUACCACUCCCCGGGGGCGUGGCAAGGCAAGGAGAGAUGGUUCAGCUGCAUCGCGGGAGUUUGAAGACUCGUGCAACAAGAUGCUUGCUGCGGCCAUCGCCCGCAACCUCCGCGCCCGGCUCGCAUCAUCCCAGCAACAGCCUCAGCUGCAGCCGCGUCAGCAGAAUCUGCAGCCGCGUCAGCAACAACCUCCCACUCACAUCACCAGCAGCACAAGGUCUCCGAAACAGCUUCAACCGCAGCAUGUAUGGGACGAGAGUGCACCCUUACCCAGCCCUGCAUCGCACGCUGUGGCGCAUGGGCGUGCAGGGAUGGAAGGUCUGGGCCAGUCAUUCAACACAUCGCCCUCAGAAGUUUCCGGAAACUGGGCUCCCAUGGACGUUACUCCAGGACCAGAGCCUCGAGACGGUCCGGUAUAUCCAAUUGGUUCAGGAUCCCAGAUCGGCAGUGGCUAUGGUGGUGUUGGUGGUGGCGGUGGUGGUGGCGGUGGCAGUGGCGGUGGUGGCAGAGGUAGAGGUGAUGCCGGUGGUGCCGGUGGUGCUGCUGAUACUGUUGAUGUUGAUGCUGGUAACGCGGACGAUGCCAUUAGCAGUGCUCCGAUGGAUCUGUCCGGCCACCAAUUUGGAGGCGAACCUAACGAGGCCUUUUUGUUGAAACCAGGCGCGGCGACAGUAACCCGGAGCCUCACCGUUCCUCUGCAGCACGACCUGUCUCUCGGGCUGAAUCGGCCGGUCGGGUUCGGAUCCCUCUCGUGGCCACGAUCCGCCUCAGCUGCUGCUGCUCCAGCAGCCUACGCCAGCGCUGCCGCUGCUGCUGCUGCUGCUGCUGCUGCUGCUGCUGGCAAUGCUGCUGAUAAUCAUUCUGUUGAUGGGAAGCAUGUCAAGGGUGUCCCAGCUUCUCUCGUCGGGACCACCACUGUAGUCGGCUGGCCCGCCCCUGCCCCGUCUGCUCCUGUUGCUGCUGAUGGCAAUGCUGCUGGUGGCUAUCCUGCUGAUGGAAAUGCUGUUGAUGGGAAGCAAUUCAAGGGUGCCCCAGCUUCUCUCCUCGGCACCACCACUGUAGUCCCCUGGCCCAGCCCGGCCCCGUCUGUUGCUGUUGCUGUCUGGCCAGCCUCACAGGCUGGUGCAUCUGCUGCUGCGGCUAAUCUGACAGGUGUUUUUGAGAGUAUAAAAAAACCAUCCUCGCAGGGUGGUGUGUCUGCUGCUGUGGCUGACCUGACAGGUGUGGUGCACAGAUUGCCAUCCAGUGAGCAAAUUCCCUUGACGUCCUUUCAAACCUCUCAAGCCACUCAGGCCUCUCAUCCCACUCAGGUCUCUCAGACCUCACAGACCUCUCAUGCCUUUCAGGCCUCUCAAGGCCCGCACGCGCACCUGAAAGGCUUUGACACUAUCCCUCCUCCGGCCAUGCAUGCUCCAGGCGUGCACACUCCAGCCAUAGACGCUCUCGGCAUGGACGUUCCACGCUUCCACGCUCCUUCCCCUCCUCUCACCCCUGCCGCGCCGCCUCCCUCUGCUACCGACACUGCAACCCCGUCCGUGCAUGCAUCCUCAUUCUCCGAUCCCACAGCCAUUCUCCACUCCUCCUCGCUCUCGCCUCCCAUUCCCGUCAUGGUCCAUGCUGCCACUGUAGCAUCCUUGCUGAUUGUGAAGACGUUGGGUGGUGACGUGGCACGAGCCGAGGCGCAAGAGUACGGACGGAUGGAUAUCGUGGCGGAUUGUGAUUCGGCGCUCUUUGGCGGGAGCGACGCGGGAGGCGAGGAACCUGAGAAGAAGAAGGCGAAGAAUGAGACGCGACAGACGGUAUGGAUGAGCCACGGCGACGAGGCGACGAAGCUUCCAGAUGGCUUCAAAGUGGUGGCGCGCAGCGACCAGGGCACGGUGGUGGCGAUUGAGUGCACGACACGCAAGAUGUUCGGCCUGCAAUACCACCCUGAGGUGACCCACACCCCCAGGGGCAUGGAAACCCUUCGCCGUGUGGUGUUUGACAUCGGGGGCGCGCACGCUGAUUGGCAGAUGCAGGAGGUUCUGGAUGAGGCGAUCUCAGCCGUCCAAGCGGCAGUGGGGCCGGUGAAGCAUGCGGUGUGUGCCCUGUCGGGCGGCGUUGACUCGACUGUAGCGGCCACGCUGGUGCACAGGGCGAUUGGGGACCGCCUGCACUGCAUUUUUGUCGACAAUGGGCUGCUGCGGUUCCAGGAGCAGCAGCGGGUGAUGGCAAUGUUUGAGGCGGACCUGCAUCUGCCAGUCACCUGUGUGGACGCGUCUGACCGCUUCCUCUCCAAGCUCAGGGGCGUCACGGACCCCGAGAGGAAGAGGCGCAUCAUCGGGGCGGAGUUCAUUGGCGUGUUUGAUGAUUUUGCGAGUGAACUGGAGGCGAAAUUGGGCCACCGACCCGAGUGCCUGGUGCAAGGUACACUGUAUCCGGACGUAAUUGAGUCGUGCCCGCCGCCUGGCAGUGGGAAGAAGCACUCGCACACCAUCAAGAGCCACCACAACGUGGGUGGUUUACCCGAGAAUAUGCGCUUUACCCUCGUGGAGCCCCUUAAGUGGCUGUUCAAGGAUGAGGUGCGCAAGAUUGGAGCUCUCCUCAACGUCCCCGCCUCCUUCCUCUCCCGCCACCCCUUCCCCGGACCUGGCCUUGCGGUUCGGGUGCUGGGGGACGUGUGUGCGGACGGGGCACUGGACACCAUCCGCCAGGUGGAUGAGAUCUUCAUUAAUGCAAUCAAGGAGGCCGGCCUGUACGAUCAGAUCUGGCAGGCGUUUGCCGUCUUCUUGCCGGUGCGGUCGGUGGGAGUGCAGGGGGACCGGCGCACCCACUCCCAUGUGGUGGCUUUGAGGGCCAUCACCAGCCAAGACGGCAUGACAGCAGACUGGUUUGAAUUUGAUACCAAGUUUCUCCGUGAGGUAUCGGCUCGCAUCUGCAACAGUGUGAGUGGUGUAAACAGGGUAGUGUAUGACAUCACAUCCAAGCCGCCAGCUACUGUCGAAUGGGAAUAG